UUCCUUGGUUUCUUAUUUGUUUUGCAUUUAAUUCAUGUUUAUUUGAGUCUUUUAACUGAUGGAUGCCUUAGAGCAACAUACUUACUUUUUGUUUAUUUAUUGUGAGCUUUUUACCUUAUUAAGAUUUUACAGCGAAAGCCUUACAUGAGUAAUUGAAAUUAAUUGAGAUUACAGCAAAAUGAAGAAGAAAACUAGACUCUGACAGGUAUGAUAUAUUCAGUUAUACUAACAAGGUGAGGUACUGUGCUAUACAUAGCCCCCCUUUAUAGAUGUUAUUGACCUGCAAUCGUUUAGUAGUAACUGGGAAGACUGGUGUUUGAGGAGGGAGACUUUUAGUACAGAGAUGAAAACCUAAAGUCAGCUGUGUGGAAUUCCAUGAAGGGUAUUUGUUUACUGAAAACAAAAAAAGGAAGUUGGGUCUACUUGGGAAACUUUAAUUUUAGGCACAGACUCUAAAACUUUUUAAGACCUUCAGAUCAUGUAUUACUUUUUAUAAACCAGCUCCUCUUAUUUUUUUCUGCCAAGUCCUGGGUUGAGAAUUCUGGGGUUACUUAUAAGAGAGAACACAGCCAGCUUCAGGAGCAAGGUGCUGGCUGCUCGCUGUGCCACCUUGUUUGGCCACUGUUGGCACCUCUGGUGUGUGGGACAUGGCAGGUGACAGCAGUUCUCAGGAUGUUUCAGAAGCCUGUCUACCAGAUUUCUGGGUCUCCAUUUAGUUGAUGACAUCAGUGUCAAACUGUUUAAAGUUUUCAGACAAAUUGAACAGAAGCCAUCUGGUUCACUCUGGCUACUUGAACACUGUAGUUCUUGGACCACCCCCAGGAGGGCAGUUGCAUGUCUCCUGGCUUCAAAAAUAGUUUUAGCAUCGCUGUAGACAGAAACUGUUGUAUGUUUCGUACAGAUCUUCUGAUGCAUUUUGAAACUUUUUAAUGUUUUUUUUGUGGAGUUCUCUAAUAAAUAGUCUUAGGAUGGCAUAUAUCAGACCACCAGUAGGGAUUGAAAAUAUUUUCACAGAAAUCCUAUUCCUUAGGAAUAAAAGCUAAUGAAAGAGGUGAUUUCCUAGUACGGAUAAAGAUAAAACCAGACCAAAUCUAUAUUACGUCAAAGCCUUGGGAGACAGUCAUUUGCUCAUUUGCCAUAUUUAGAUGUUAGUAGAAUCAGAAACCUGUUUUGAAUGUGUUCUCCAUGAGUUUAGUCUAAUUUGUCUUUUCAUUUCAUGAUGCAUGUCUUUUUUUUCUUUUGUCAGGAUAACAUCAUAUAGCAUCUUGUUUGUUUUUCCUUAUUUUCUAUGUACAUAUCUAUCUACUUGUGACUGUAGAUGGGUAUAUAGAUAGAUGCCAAGCUGCUUAUGUCCUGGGGGUAGUGUGCACCAUUAUUGGGUCUCUGCCUUAAAACACACCAAAAUUCAUUUUAGCAAAAACUUCUGCUUCAUCUUUGGUUGUUAGGGAGCCCAGACCAGACUUGUGUUUCUGGCUCCAAAUUACAUGUGUCAUUGAUCUAUAUGUAUAUAUGUGAUGUUUCCGUAUACAUGUUUAAAUUUUGUGUCAUCAGGACUAAUAUCCAAUUUUAUGCCUUUUGUAUUCAGAAGACCAAAAAAACCCACAAAAACCAAAAAACACAUAAGCACACAGGAAAGAAGUGCUAUGUUGUUUUUGGCAUUUGUUCUCAUGCUGAUUUUUAUGUAGAUUUGUAAAUUGUAGCUUGCCAGAACUAAUUUUUAAUAAUUGAACUGUAUUGGAAGGAAAAAAAAGCCUUUUCAUCCUUUUGAGUUACAGUGCAGAGACUCAAGUUAAUGAACUUGAAAAUAGUGUUGCUUCGUGCACUUAGAAAACCAAUCAGGUGUUUCUUGUGCUACUAGUUGUCACAUUGCAUUUCUGUUCACCUCCUGAUUGAGAUAUUAUCUCAGGUGUGCCCAGCCACUAAAGUGCUCUGGACUAAUUGCUCAAGAGAAGCAACCUGGGGUGGGGGGCAUUCCCAUGUACCCACUGUUUGGUCACAGCACUAUGAUUUGCUUUUGGUGUUUGUCUCUAGUGGUGUGUUGUCUGUUGGCAUGCUUAAGCACAAGUCCAUUAAAAUUCAUUUGGUUCUUUUAUUUUCCUUGUUUUCUUGGCUAGUUAUUCAUUUGCAUAAACAUUAAUUGUCUCUGCAUACUGGUUUGGGGUUUUCUCUUUCCUGCUAACUCUAAAGAAAAAAAUUUUUGCUGCAGAAUUUCCCCCAGAAGAGGCUCCCUGGCCUUCACCUACCUUUAAGUCUAACCAAGUGUUAUAAAUCCUAGCCUUUUUCCAAUAAAUUUCCCUCUAUCCAGGUCAUUGCUGUUACAGCUGUUUUCCAGUCACACCUGCAGCACUAAUUUUUUUUAACCUGGUUUCUAUACACACUAACCCCAUAUCUCCCUGGACUCAGCCUGGCACAGCCCUUCCAGACAAACUCACACUUCCUCCUCACCAGAAGUUUCCUGAGAUUUCACACUAGAACAGAUUGGUCAACUUUAAAAUCCACUCACUUUCUUUUGACUCAAGGCUUGGUGUUUUGGUUAUUUUCCCUCCUCAUCUCUCCUUUAAAGGUGACAGGAAAAAGAGCAAUAUUUAAAUAGUCUGUUGCUCAUAAGCACAUGUCUAUAUGCUGUCACUUGCAAGGCUAGGAGAACCACCAUGCAUCCCUUCCUCCAAACCUUUCUGCACUCAGACUGCAUUCACCAUAUUGCUGUGUAGGUACAGGGUUCCAAUUUGAAACACCCUAAAAUUGCAUAGCCUCCAGACUCACCCUAGACCCCUAUGCUAAUGAUAGUUUGUAUAGAGAAAAUACAAACCGGACUCCCACCCAGCCACUUAGCUAAAAACCCAGUGAGAGGUCCCGCUCAUGAGCUGGCACGCCUGAGCGCUGAAGCAGUGGCGGCCAGGCUGCUGUUGAUCCUCUUGACAUUGUUGCUGCUAAUUUGGUGUCAUUCUGGUUCCGGGCAGCAGUGGUGGGGGGACGUAUCUAAUGAGCGUUGUCAUUGACACCUCCGUGUUUGUCCGUGUAUGAGGGGUGCAGGUUGUCUGUAACCCACUAAAGUGUUAGCCACACCCAGCUUGAGUAACUCGCUAAACCCACACCCUGGGUGUAUCAGCCAGGGGCCGCUACAGUUAAUGGUACACAGUUGAUGGUACACAGGCUGAAAACAAUAAUGAAUCGAGACCCUACUGCAUUUCCAAAGCUGAAAAAACCAUGAGGGUUACAAUAUAAAUGAGCUUGGGAAGAACAGCUCCCGAAGACGUCUCCAGCCUGAAGGGUCAGAGCCGCUGGGAGCCUGGCUGUUGCUGGGCUUUCUCAUCUCAGCGCAGCAAGGCACCGCGAUCAAGCAGCACGUGAUGGGGAAGGCCCCGGUUCUGUCUUUGUUUGGGGAUGGCAGAUAUGGCAGACACAAGUGAAAUGGUCAACGGUGCUGCCGAACAGAGAACAAGCUCGAAAGAGUCCAGCCCCAUUCCCUCCCCGACCUCCGAUCGCAAAGCCAAGACCGCCCUCCCGGCCCAGAGUGCCGCCACCUUACCGGCCAGAACCCAGGAGACGCCUGCGGCCCAGAUGGAAGGCUUCCUGAAUCGGAAGCACGAGUGGGAGGCCCACAAUAAGAAAGCCUCGAGCAGGUCCUGGCACAAUGUUUACUGUGUCAUAAAUAACCAAGAAAUGGGUUUCUACAAAGAUGCAAAAACUGCUGCUUCUGGAAUUCCCUACCACAGUGAGGUCCCUGUGAGUUUGAAAGAAGCCAUUUGUGAGGUGGCCCUUGAUUACAAGAAGAAGAAACACGUGUUCAAGCUAAGAUUAAAUGAUGGCAAUGAGUACCUCUUCCAAGCCAAAGAUGAUGAGGAAAUGAACACGUGGAUCCAGGCCAUCUCGUCCGCCAUCUCCUCUGAUAAACACGAGGUGUCUGCCAGCACCCAGAGCACGCCAGCCUCCAGCCGGGCACAGACCCUGCCCACCAGCGUCGUCACCAUCACCAGCGAGUCCAGUCCCGGCAAGCGGGAGAAGGACAAAGAGAAAGACAAAGAGAAGAGGUUCAGCAUUUUUGGGAAGAAGAAGUGAACUCCUUCCCUUCACCUCCUGCCCUUCUCUUACCUUUUCAGUGAAAUUCCAGCAUGCAAGCUCAGAACCAACACAUUACUCUCUGUGCCUAAUGUUCCUCGAUGUGGUUGAUUUUUUUUUUUAAUUUAUAGAGCAUUUCUGGGGGGUGGGGGAAAUACACCUAACACUUUAUCUCCAAGUUAUAAAAGUUUGAGGUGCAGAGGGAAGACCAGAUUUUUUUAAAUAAAAUUAUAUAGAUUAGAUCUCAAUAUUUAAACUGUUCCUCAAUUUUGUGAGGCUGUGUUGGAAAUAACCUGCCUCUAGUGCUGUUGGUAUGCAAGGCAGCGGUGCUUCAACAAUAUUUCCUGUGCUCACCAGAGACAAAAUGUACCAGUUUCCUGACUCCAUUCUCUUCCUUUUACUUCUAGUGGUUACCUUGAGUCUUGACUAUUAGAAGUGCCCGUAGUGGGUCUAACCUUGGUUAAACAGGUCGUGUGUUAUGAUCUUGCAGCCAUAGUGCAGCUCCAUGUUAACUCUACAGACCAAACCGUUUGUAUCAGGCAUCACUUACUAACACAUGACAGGCGGCUUUUCUGCAUCAACUGCCAUGACAGUUAAGAAUGUCAGUAUACGAGAAGGAAUAGAAAACUGAUAACUUGUUUUAAAUACUCUGUAAUUUCAAUUUUUUUUUCUUUUGCUGAAAUACAUUAUAUUGUAUGUUUGAGAUAAUUCUAGUACAAAGUAUAAUAAAACUAGAUGUAUAAUAAACCCUUUAAAUCCUUGGUAAGUGUACAAGUGGAACUGAAGCAUUUACUGGACAACGUAAUGUUACUCUAAUGGUUACUUGCUCGUGCGUUGCCACACUGUGUUAUAAUUUGCUUCAUUACCUUGCUAUUUGAUACAUAGUGUGCAUCUCUCUGUCACUGUGACGAUUGUAAUGACAAAUUUUCAUCUUACUGCACAAUCAAAAUGGCAUUGAUAGGAAUGAACUCCAGAGGCUGGGCCUGGGAGGGAGGUGUCGCUCAGGCCUGGUGCUCAGUCGUUUGACCUGUCUCUCAACUUUUGCCCUGUUAAAUAUAUGCUAUGUCAUUAAAUGCUUUUAAAUCUA
Messenger RNA from Manis javanica (Malayan pangolin), 5146 nucleotides. NCBI's taxonomy places the organism in Eukaryota, Metazoa, Chordata, Mammalia, Pholidota, Manidae. The record is from RefSeq and is a predicted model, not a curated record.